Messenger RNA from Eufriesea mexicana, 1951 nucleotides. It is a transcript of the gene stai, whose product is annotated as stathmin. Gene Ontology annotation, cellular component: cytoplasm; neuron projection. Gene Ontology annotation, molecular function: tubulin binding. The record is from RefSeq and is a predicted model, not a curated record. Gene Ontology annotation, biological process: microtubule depolymerization; regulation of microtubule polymerization or depolymerization; neuron projection development. The transcript has 7 exons. The coding region runs from base 364 to 1416 and encodes 350 amino acids. NCBI's taxonomy places the organism in Eukaryota, Metazoa, Arthropoda, Insecta, Hymenoptera, Apidae.
GGCAGCCGGGUCCACGAUAUAGGCAUGUUAAGGCUGCUCGAGGUGGAGGUUGGAGGUUGGAGGUUAGUUGAGGUGGAAGGGUGGCUUGUCGUCGGGUAGGCUGCUCACUGUAGCGGGGGGGUGGUCUGCCGCGACUAGGGGCGCAAGAGGCGCCAGUGGAUGGAUAUUGAGCGACGCCCGGGCGUCGUGGCGCACUGUGCGGUUCAGUCGCCCUCCAGCCACCGCCCCAGAUACGAGUUCAUCCGCUUCCGGCCACUUCUGCACUCCCUUCUUUCAUUCUCGUAGUCGUUUGCUAAGCUUUUUAAUUUCGCUAACUACGGAGUGCGGUUCGCAGAUAACAGCGGGUAACCAAACGCUAGAAAUAUGCUGAUCGGUCUUGUGCGCGACUCAGUGCGACAGUGCUUCUGUCACAGCUGCAAAGCACCCUUGGGCAUCGUAGCGGGAGAUAGAAGGGGCAAUGCACCCUUCAAGAAGCCUAGCGGCAAAGGAAAGCCGCGGACCAAACAGCCGAAGAAAGUAAAGUUUAUCACAACUGAGAUUCGAUGCCAGGAGAAAUCCAAGGGUGGUUUGUGCUAUGAGGUAAUUUUGGCAGAGCCAACAGUACCGAAGAGAGCACCGUCACCCCCACAGACAAGUCCGACUCAACAAAUCGCUAUCGAAGACAAGCUUCGAGCAGCCGAGAAGAGAAGACUUUCUUUAGAAGCUCAGAAGCUUGCAGUUCUUGCCGCUGAACUUAGCAAAAUUGAAGAGGCAUCUCGCAAAAAGGAUGAACUUAGUGCCGCUUUCAUCGCCGCGACCCGCGAAUCUUUAGACGCUAAGAUGAAUAAUACAGAGGAGAAGAGAGAAGCUCAUAUUGCAGAAUUAAGGAACAAGCUGAAAGAGCACUUUGAAAGUGUGGAGAAAACGCGCUUGAGUCUUGAACAACAGACUCGAGAAGUUCGUUGUGCCGUUGAAGAGAAACUGAAAUCUGCUGCUGCUCAACGCGAUGAGAAUAUUAAGAGGAUGCUGAUUCGCCUUAAAGAACAUGAAGAACAAGUAGCCCGUGUGCGUCAAGGAAUGACCGAGCGCGUGCAGCAACUUGAAUCCCAGAUUCAAGGCAAAUUGGUUCAAGCUCACGAACGUCGUCAGAAUAUCGAGCGUGAACAGAAAGAAAAGCUACGCAAUCAUAACACUGUGAAGAUAGCAAAAGUGCGUCAGAUGGCGGAUGAGUGCGCCACAAGAGAACUUCUGGUGAAAAAGUUCGAAAUUCACAAGAGGGUUUCUACUGCGGAGCAGAACCGACAGCGAGAGAUUCAACGUCGUGUGCAGGCUAUUCGCCAGCAUGGAAGGCGUGGGGAAAUGGUAAGACAGAAUAAAGCAGCUUUGUGUGAGCAAUCUAUCCUGCCGACUGAAGAAGAAACUGCCAGCUCUGGGUAAACAUAACAUCAUUCUCGAUUGCGAUCCUCGUUAAAAUACCUUUUCAUCGUUACAAAAUCGAGGAAAGAGAAGAGCGGGACUUGACUACAGGCUUGCAGAGUCAUUCGCUGAAUAGAUCAUCGGAGUUACGUGUUUAAACUUUGAAAUAAACUAAGGGGUCGCUCACGCUGUGCUUUACAGGACUCCAUUACGCUUUGUGCCAUUUUCGUUCGCUGGAAGAAAAUUAAGGAACUUAUGCAAGCGAUUUAAUAGUAACUGGAGAGAUUUGCAAUUUUAACGAUUUUAUUUUAUUACAGAGGAUGGGGGAUUAGAUAUCCAGUUAGAUAAAGUAUUCCAAAUAAUUCAAAGAAUCGUUUAUAUUAUGAAAAAUUAACCGAUUUUUUCAUCUCACUUUCUACUUCUGCAAAAAAUACCACUCCAUUUGUCUAAUUACAUACACUUUUUUUUAUUUUAAGUGUACACGAAUACACGUAUUAACCUCGGUUGAAAAAUAUGGCGUGUAAAAUAUUUUCAGUUAUGAUGUGCCUACCACUUA